AUGGACAUUGGAAUCAUCGGUCUGCCUCAAUCUGGCAAGACCACCGUCUUUAACGCAUUGACCCGCGGCAACGCUGACACCAGCGGCGCCAGCGGGUCUGCCACUGAAAUGCACCUGGGCGUCGUGAAGGUUCCCGACUCACGCCUCGAAGUCCUCUCCGGUAUGUAUAACCCUCGGAAGGUAGUACCGGCAGAGAUCAAGUACUGGGAUGUACCUGGACCGGAGUCCCUGGCCAAGUCCCAGGGUAUAGUUGGAAGGUACCGGAACAUUCUGCAGAGCGCCGACGCUUUCCUGGUUGUCAUCAGGGCAUUUGAAAAUCCGGCAGUAGUUCAUCCAAUGGAGACUCUUGACCCGGGCCGGGACCUCGAGACCAUGCUGGGAGAAUUGACCUUCGCGGAUCUGGAAGUCAUGGAACGGGCCACCGAACGGUUGGAAGACGGGAUGAAUAAGGCCAAACCCGCCGAACGCCCUGCAAUGGUUCGACAACUUGAGACAGUGAAAAAGGUCAAGGGGGGUCUGGAGGAAGGCAUACCUAUGCGUGUCCAACAGUUGACCGACUCCGAGGCCGCCAUCGUUGAGAAUUACCAACUGCUUACCGGUAAACCCGUAAUUGUGGCAUUCAAUACCGAUGAAGAUGGGGAAGAUCCUUCCCUGGAGCCUCUGGGGCUGGACUUGCCAGCAGGGGUGCAACUGGGUGAAGUAUGCCUGAGCGCCAAACUGGAGGCGGAACUGGCGCUGAUGUCCGACGAAGAAGAAGCUGAGUUUCGAGCCGACCUGGGUCUCGACGAGUCGGCGUUGACCAGGGUCAUUCGAACCAGUUACGCCACGCUGGGGUUGAUCUCAUUCCUGACCGUGGGACCCGACGAGGUUCGUGCCUGGAGCGUACCCGACGGCAUUGGAGCGCAAGAGGCCGCGGGAACAAUACACUCUGAUUUUAUCCGUGGCUUCAUUCGGGCCGAAGUAAUCCCCUACGAUGACCUUCAUCGGUGUGGCAACAUUGCUCAAGGCCGUAAAGAGGGUGCCCUGCGUUCAGAAGGAAAGACCUAUCAGGUCAAGGACGGCGACGUCAUAAAUUUCCUGGUCAACGUUUGA
This is a messenger RNA of Geodia barretti, 1092 nucleotides long. NCBI's taxonomy places the organism in Eukaryota, Metazoa, Porifera, Demospongiae, Tetractinellida, Geodiidae. The record is from the annotation of a GenBank genome assembly.